Salvia splendens (bonfire salvia) is the source of this 1273-nucleotide messenger RNA. Its product is annotated as pelargonidin 3-O-(6-caffeoylglucoside) 5-O-(6-O-malonylglucoside) 4'''-malonyltransferase-like. The coding region runs from base 38 to 1273 and encodes 411 amino acids. Lineage: Eukaryota; Viridiplantae; Streptophyta; Magnoliopsida; Lamiales; Lamiaceae. The transcript has a single exon. The record is from RefSeq and is a predicted model, not a curated record.
UUUACACCUACCUUCUUCUUCUUCUUGUUUAGCAACCAUGAGAGCAAACGUAGUAAGAAGAAAAUUGAUCAAACCAUCUUCCCCAACUCCACGAAACCUCAAAAACUACAAAAUCUCUUGCAUAGAUGAGCUUGCUCCAUCCACCAACAUCGGCGUCGUUUUAUUCUAUCCAUCAAAACCACACCGAAUAACUCAAAAACUCGAAGAAUCUCUGCAAAAUAUCCUCCCACAAUUCUACGUCCUUGCUGGAAGAUACAUAAAGACCGAUCACUCCAUCAACUGCAGCGACGAGGGUGCCGAGUUUGUGGAAGCAGAAGCCCCCGAUGUGGAGCUGGCCAACAUUGUUGGGACAAGUGAACAACUGAACGAUCUCCUUCCACGCCGAUCUCACCAAAUGGAUGGAGAAUCGGAUCCACUGCUGUCGGUUCAGAUCACAGAUCUGAAAUGCGGUGGAUUGGUGAUUGGCGUCAGCGUCUCGCACAGGAUAUUCGACACUUGCUCACUCUCGACGUUCAUUUCUGCCUGGUCGAGUGCCUCCACCAGUUCAGGUGAGAGCAUCAGUGCUGUUGCUAUCCCAACUUUUUAUGAAUCUACGGCGCUUUUCCCUGGCAGGAAUUGGUCUAAAGUGGAAUGUUCUAGAAUGGAGGGAAAUCAUGGGAUUGUGUGUAGAAGGUUUUGCUUCGACAAGGAAGGUAUAGACAGGGUUAGGUCGAAGUUAAGGGUUAAAGACGGGGGAGGGAUGGUUUCGAAGGUGGUGGUGGUGUCUGCUGUGAUAGCGAAAGCACUGAUUGGCCGAUCCGGAGAGGGUUGUUACAUCAGCCAUGCAGUUAACAUGAGGGGGAGAAGAGUGCCACCUCUGCAGAAACAUGUGUGUGGUAAUAUUGUGUUGCAGGCGGUUAGCAGCUGCGCUGCGGAGGCAGAGAUGGGGAUUCAGGGACUGGUGGAUCUGAUGGAGGAGGCUAUUGGGAAGGCUAUAGCAAAGUGUGGUCGGAUUGGUUUUGGCAGUGCCACUCUGAAACCGGUGGCGAAUGCACUUCCCGGAGUUGGUGCUACGACUCUGUGGUUUAGCGAUUGGAGUAAGUUUGGAUUCUGUGAAGCUGACUUCGGAUGGGGGAAGCCGGUUUGGGUCGGCGUCGCUCCAAUGCACGCUCAAGACACGACAAUUCUGAUGGGGAAAGGAGAUGGGGAUGGGAUUGAGGCGUGGCUGCAUUUAAGCAAGGAUGAUAUGAAAGUGUUUGAGCAAAAUCAAGAUAUUACAUUUUUUGCAACCUAA